GAGGGUCCGGGGAAGGGGAGGGGAGGCUGAGGUGAGGUGUGCCCGCCUCGCACCGCUCUGUCCUGGGGGGUGACGACGCUGCCUGCGCGCAACGGAGAGUCGGCGCAAAGUUUCCUCGAUGGCGCUGGUGAUGGAGCCGGUGAGCAAAUGGAGCACGAGCCAGGUGGUGGAUUGGAUGAAAGGUCUGGACGACUGCUUGCAGCAAUAUGUGUGUGUGUUUGAGCGUGGAGGUGUGUGUGGCGAGCGGCUGCUGAGGAUUAGCCACGCCGAGCUCGAGGAGCUGGGAGUUUCUCGCAUUGGACACCAGGAGCUCAUUCUGGAGGCCGUCGACUUGCUCUGUGCUCUGAACUCAGGACUGGAGACGGAGAGCGUCAGGACUCUGGCUCACAAACUCGGCGCUUCGGCCAAAAACCUGCAGAACUUCAUUUCCGGCCGCCGUCGCAGCAGCCAAUCGGAGAGCAGGAGCUCACGGCGGCUCCCCAAUGAUCUGCUGACCUCCGUGGUCGACCUCAUCACCGCCGCCAAGAGCCUGCUGGCCUGGCUGGACAGGUCUCCCUUUGCUGCAGUGGCAGACUACUCAGUAACCCGAAAUAAUGUCAUUCAGCUCUGCCUGGAGCUCACCACCAUUGUACAGCAGGACUGUACGGUGUUUGAGACGGAGAACAAAAUCCUUCAUGUGUGUAAGACUCUGUCGGAGGUGUGUGAGCACAUUGUGUGUGUGUCAUCGGACCCGCUGGUUUCUCAGUCGGCCCACCUCGAGCUGGUUCACCUCACCAACAUCAAACCCUCCGAAGGCCUGGGAAUGUACAUAAAGUCAACCUACGAUGGCCUCCAUGUGAUCACAGGAACUACUGAAGGGUCUCCGGCUGACCGCUGUAAGAAGAUCCAUGCAGGAGAUGAAGUCAUUCAAGUCAAUCAUCAGACAGUGGUGGGCUGGCAGUUACGUAACCUGGUCGGCUCGCUGAGGGCCGAUAAAGGCGUCGUGUCCCUGACCCUGAAGAAGCGUCCACAGAGCACGCUCAGCUCCGCCCCUGCACUGCUGAAGAACAUGCGCUGGAAACCCCUGGCUCUGCAGCCAACCAGAAGCCCAGGCAGCAGCUCUGCCACCCCUUCAGGAACUCCCACCAAGAACUCGGCCCUCCAGGACCUCUACAUCCCCCCUCCACCGGCUGAGCCCUACACACCCAGAGAUGAGACAGGAGCCUUGUCUGGGGAUGAGGCAUCUCGUAACCAUGGUGGCGUCAGCGUUGCUAAGCGCUCUGAGUCACCGAACUCCUUCCUGGAUCAAGAGUCUCGCCGGCGAGAAGAGGAGGAGCCAGUGUACUGCACCACGCCUACAUACGGCAGGCUGAGGCCCAUCUCCAUGCCGGUGGAGUGUAACUGGGUGGGCGACUACGAGGAUCCAGCCAAGCUCAACCGAGAAAGCCGCAGAGAGGCGUCGCUGAUGCGCUACGUUGGACUGUCAGGUGGAGAUGAACGCACCGGUUCUGAUGAUUACUCCUCCCAUACGGCUCGUCCGGGCAAACGGUCCAAUGACACGGCCAAACGGGCCAAGAGGCGGAGCCACCACAGCCAAAGCCCCUCCCACUACGUGAUGCAGACAAAUCAGAGGGAUUCACCUCCCAGAGACCCCGCCUCCAUUUACCAUACAUACCAGCAGUCGUCCUCGUCUCUGCAGUCCAAGAGCAGGAAGAAGAAUAAAGGACGAGCUUUGGCCUCCCUGAGUCGGAGGCGUGUUUCCUGCAAGGCUCUGGGCCGAGGAGACUGCGAGGGCUGGCUGUGGAGAAAGAGGGACGCCAAGGGUUACUUCUCUCAGAAAUGGAAGAAGUACUGGUUCGUUCUGAAGGACAACUGCCUGUACUGGUACAUCAACGAGGAGGAUGAGAAGGCAGAGGGUUUUGUCAGUCUUCCAGAGUUCAAGAUCGACCGGGCCAGCGAGUGUCGCAAGAAGUAUGCUUUCAAAGCCUGCCACCCCAAGGUCAAGAGUUUCUACUUUGCAGCAGAUGGAGUGGAUGACAUGAACAGGUGGCUGAGUCGUCUCAACAUGGCCGCCGUGGGCUACGCAGAGCGGGAGAGGAUACGCCAGGAGCAGGCAGAUUACUGGAGUGAGAGCGAACACGAGGAUGACGCCACCUCCAGCCCCAAACAGGACAGUCCCCCACCUCCAUAUGAUACCUACCCACGGCCUCCAUCAAUGAGUGCCUACUUGGAAGGCCGGACCACUCGGCUGUCUUCCACGGAGACGUCUCGGUCCCGUUCGUCCCAGGAGGACUUCCUGUGUGGUGAGCCUCCGGGGGUGGCUGCCGAGCCGCAGUACCACCCUGGUCCUCUAGGGGGAGGAACCACACAUAGCGGGAGGAAACCAGGGGGCAGCAACAGCAGCGACGUGCCGUACAGAUGUGAUCCUGUGGAGUACCGCUCGAGUCCUGCAGGCGGCAGCAGUGAGACGGGGUCCCCUGGUCGCUCGUCGUCCUCUCAGAGACGUUCUUGGCAGGACCUGAUCGAGACGCCGCUGACUGAAGCUGGACUGCACUACCUGCAGACUGGACCACUUGAGGACGCGGUCUUCGCUGAGCCUGGCCCGGGCGGCGGGUCGAUGAUGGCCGGAGCCGUUUACACGCUUCCCGCUCAGAGGAAUGUCCCGUUGCCCAUGGCGAUGCAGAGGCUGAUUCCUAUGGCAACCCAGGGAGGGAAACCCCGCAGCUUCACACUGCCACGAGACAGCAACCUACACACACUCCUCGCGCCGCCUGCGAAAGAAGAACAGCAAACGCACAACGGUGGAAGUGAAGGUGCGUCCCUGGGCGACCUGUUUCGUGCAUGCGAGCAGGGCGGGGUCUGUCCUCUGGGCCGGGGCUCGGAGGCCAAAGAUCAGUCCGAGUUCAGGCAGUCGUUCCUCCGACGGGCCGCAGACCCUCAGCUCAAUGAACGGCUGCACCGUCUCCGCAUCCUGACGUCCACGCUCAAGGAUGUCCCGCCCCUGGACGCAGAGCUCCCAUCGGGAUGUUCAAAUUAGCCUGACGGACAGUAAGAACAGCCAAUGAGAGCCUUUCAUCCCUUAAACAAAUAAAGUUACCUGUCUGGGCCUGUUUGUGUGUGAGUGUGUGUGUGUGAUCGUCCUUGUUCCUCAAAACCCCCUGUUUUGGUUGUGACCACUAUUUCCUGGUUCGUAUCAUGUCCCUAAAAGGGACUUAUGUCUUUAUGAAAAUUGGGACACACACACACACACACACCGGCAGAGCUCAGCGAUCUGCCUGCUAACUCGAUGUUCUCCUGCUGCCUGCCCUGGCGUCCUGUCACUUGGAUUUGAUGUGUGUUGUUUUGUACUGUACUGUAAUGUAUAUAAGCUCAUAUUGUACAGCUGUACAGAGUGGGAGUGUGCUGUGUGUCACCGAUGUCAGUGGAUGUUGUUCUGCAAAGAAAGAGUCACAUAUUUUAUAGACAUUAAGGUUUUAGGGUCGGAAAAGGGAAGUUUCUGGGAGGAAAAAAUGGGCUCCUUCACAGCAUGUUUGCUGAGGUUCGUAUUGCUGUAACGCUGCUUUGGCUGGAAUCGUUUGCUGUUUUUAUGCUUAGCGUCAGCAAUCAUCUUCUGACAUUCCCCGCCCGGCGCAACCAAAGAUUACAGAAACAAUUCAACCCAGAUUGAAAAUUCAGCCAUUAUGCUUCAAAAUCCAUUUAGAAGGAAACAAAAACCCACACGCUGUAAUUCCACGUCAGCCUCCGCAUUAUGAAAGGAAAGCUGUGACAGUGAAGGGUUUUUGUUGCUACUUGUUAGCACAAACAGUCAGAUGAUGUUGAAAUGGAAACUAAAACCAGCAACUGUCUGAUUUAUUUGGAAAAGAAGAUGCCUCUGUUGACCCCCAUUAUGCAGGAUGUUUUACCACCAAUCACUGCUGUCGAAAUGCCUUGUUUAUUAAUUAAGGAGUGUCCGCCAAAAAUCACUGGUAGCAGCUAGUUAUCCAGUUUUCUAUCAUAGUAAACUCAUAUUUUUGAAAAAUAUUGAAAAAUAUCAGAAUAAUAGCCAUUUUCUGCCGGUUUAUAUCCUGAGCAGCGGAUUUUUAAAUGGAACUAACUGUCAGAAUUAUGGAUAACCAAAGUAGUUAGCUGUAGCGUUGCAGCUAAAAGCUUUUAAAGCUACAUUUUGACACAAGGUCCCUCUACAAAGCUAAGUUAGGGAUUAAUCAAAUGAUAUCAACCCAAAUAAUAUAGACUAAAAAUGGCUUUUUCCAGCUUUGCCUAGCUGGUAAUCCAUUAUUGGCAACAGUUUGGGCACACUCACUUUGGGACAAUUUCACUUUCAAAGAGACAAAGAACAGGCAAAUGCUCGUUGCGAUAAUGGUUUAAAGAAUAAUCCUUCAUGCAUGUAAUACCUGAAAGACUGCUCCACAAUUCUCAUUCCAGAAAGACGAAGACAUAGACAUAAGCGGACUUAUGUUAGCAGCUUUGUGGCUCAUAAGCCCAAUAUCAUACUAAGCGAGACUUCAUGAACCAGACAGGGUAAAUACAUAUAGAGUCCCAUCCCAACCCAACUGGUUGAGGCAGAUGGCUGCCCUCCUUGAAUCUGGUUCUGCCGGAGGUUUCUUUCCUUUAAAAUAGAAUCUUUUCUUCCCACUGAUACCAACUUAUUGGAUUUGUUGGGUUCCCCUACAAUGUCAAGUGUCCUUAGAUGACUUCUGUUGUGAGUUGACGCUGUAUCAAUUAACACCCUUACUUCUGAAGUGUAAGACCUUCAGCUACAAACCAUUUUAGCUUUAAAACCCACUCUUGAAUGCAGCAGUGUUUGUUUAUACAGAUACAGUUCAAUAAAUCGCCACUUUUAAGCCAUAAAAACUGGACUUUUUAAAGUAGCUGGAGUUGAUCGGUCCAUCACACCAUUGUUACGGUGACUUAAAAAGUCCCAACAAUAAUGAACAUACUUCAGUGAAAAUGUUUCAGACUUGAUGCUUAAUGAGAGAAAUUUCUAGAACACAGCUGUUCUGUAAAAUAUCUCUAAUUUAUAGUCCCUUAAACCUUCAUUACGCAGCAUAAGCAGCACACUCCAGGUGUUUUAUAACCAAACAAGUGCACUGAAGCUCUAAAUAUCUACUUAUUCAUCAUCUCUAAUCUUCUCACUAAUAACACCCACAGCUGAUUAGACUGCUUUGGGGUAUUUGUGCAGCCAAGCGUUGGCAGUGAAGAAUAGGUGCGACGGAAGUAAAUAUUGGACCCAAACUUCACCACAUAAAGCAUUAGGGGGGAUUUAAUGGCUCGGUUUUGGACUCAUAUAAAGGUAGUAUCUGUGAGGAGGCUGAUAUUGAACUACAGAGUGUAACCUGCUGCAUUUCGAUCAAUCCUUUGAACAUUUUUUUUGAAGGUGAGCUAAUCUUUUAAGCUCCCCUGCUGACUAAACUUGCUGAAGGUGUUUCGUGAACAUGAAGGGAACGCUGUGAUAAAAAGGGAGACCCCAGACUUUUAGGGGCAACAGGGUAUAUGUCAGAUAAAGAAACACUCCCAGACUUUCUUUGAACAAGGCGUAAUCCUUAUAUCUGUAUAGCUGGGUGAGAAACAUCAAACUGACUGGAUUUUACUCUUGGGCGUGAAUGUUAACACUGUUAAGUUUCUGGUGGUGGACAUUUGCCAAAAUAUCCCUAAUGUCUUAACAGUCAGGAGUAAGUUUGCUCAUUAAAGGACCUCACUGUUUGUGCAAGUUUUAACCCUUAACUACAGGUUUAAAAAUGGAUUUUCUUGGUUCCAGACAGCCGCUGGUUUCCAUUUAUGUCAGUAGAGUAAUGAAAAUUGAGUUGUCGAUGGACUGUUUUUGGUUUUGCUGCUUUCAUGGUCACACUGUUGUUGAGAUCAUUGUAAAAACCUGCUUUUGUUUGGUGUAAAAGAGCGACUUAUUUAUUAUUGUCAAACACACAGUGGACAGUUUUGAUGCUGUAAAACCCAAGAUAUCGCCCUUCUCCUUCCUGUCUUGUUGCCUACUUUACCCACAAUGCACCAGCUCUGUUUGGAGAUUCUUUCUUUUCAACUAUACUUGAUGUGUAUCUUUUUUCAUCUACAUCCUGCUGCUCUAAAAAUGCAAAUGUCCCCAUGUGGGAUUAUUAAAGCUCAUCUUAUCCUCAUUCGUUAUACGAGUAGCAACCACAGACUGCACAUAAAAAAUGGACGUAGCCUCCAGGUCUGGAAAGCGAAACCAACAUGGAAGUGCCUUAAACCUGCAUUCUUUGUAACAGCCAGCAGGGGGCGACUCCACUGGUUGGGCAAGGAAAUCUGAUUGAUUGAAAUCUAUGAGAAAAUAGCCUUUAUUUGUUACCUCAGCAAACAUUUUCCUCAUGAGUUUUUGGUUUCGGUUGCUUGUUUCAGGGCAUCUUGAAUACAAGAUGUUUGGUUUGGUAAAUUAUGGUCCCAUGCAGAGUAAAAUGGAUGACAAAGCUGAAAAUGUUUUAGGGCUGGGCUACUUUCAGAUUGACAGGUCGCUAUUGUGUUGCGCCCCUGAGUAAGAUCCACUCCUUGCUCACCAUUUCAGGCUUCAACAGAUCAAUGUGGCGAUGACAAAAUGUCAAAUUUAAGGGUUCAGAAGGGCAGUCAACAAACCACUGGGUGGCGUCAUGGUGGCUACGUCCAUCUUCACAGUCUAUGGUAGCCUUGAGCUGCUAGCCACAGCAGAAAUUAUAUUAGAUUUUAAAGCAAAGCCAACUGAAGUGACCUUGUGCAACCCCAAGAGGCUUUAUAUGACUUUUAUCCACACAUGCGUUGGCAUUCCCAACACUUUGAUGAGAAAUUAGUCGAGUUUCCUGCUUAAAAAUUGUAAAAAGUUGUGAUAAUCUGUAAAAAACUGUAAUGUGCUGUGUCAUCAGAAAAUAAAACCCCCAAUACAGAUAAGAAGAACACGCUGACAUUGUAAGAGGCAUCAUGUGAAUUUAGACUUUUCAGUCUGUUGAGUUAUAUUAAGCUGAUAAAGACGGUGGUUUGUGGAUUUUCAGACUGUGGUGGUUAAAUGGAAAGCAAUAGCUGUCUGAAAUAUAUCUGUCACAUGUACGAUAUGCUUUUGAAGAUAUUUAAAGCUGAAAUAAGUAAAAGAUUUGUUAUUUAUGACAUGAAAUGUGCAAAGCACUCUAUAUGUAAGAGAGUUUUUAUGAUUCAGAUGUUUAUAAUGUGAAGCUGUUGUCGUUUGUGAUCAACCAGCGAUGGACUCUCUGCUGGAGACUGAACUACGAACCUCAUGUUUGUACUGCACUGUCCUGAUGCCUAUCCCAUGGUUAGACAUGAAAACGAGCACAAUGAGAAGAGGGAUGACGGAGGAAGCCUUCUCUGACAUGCACACACAAAGCCAUCGCCACAAACAGACCGCUCUGCAUAUGUUCGCCUCGCUGAAACUCUGCACUAAUAAAGCCUUGAUACCGCAUAUGCACAGUCUGAACUCUGUACUCCUGAAUAAAUACUUUAAUGUGGAA
Acanthochromis polyacanthus (spiny chromis) is the source of this 7436-nucleotide messenger RNA. RefSeq names its product connector enhancer of kinase suppressor of Ras 2a (gene cnksr2a). Gene Ontology annotation, molecular function: protein binding. Bases 119 to 3016 code for a protein of 965 amino acids. Gene Ontology annotation, biological process: regulation of signal transduction. Gene Ontology annotation, cellular component: cytoplasm; membrane. NCBI's taxonomy places the organism in Eukaryota, Metazoa, Chordata, Actinopteri, Pomacentridae. The transcript has 24 exons. The record is from RefSeq and is a predicted model, not a curated record.